AUGAAGGAAAACACUUUAUUAACGGCCAAUGUUUUUAAUAUUUCAGCUGACAACUCCAAACCUAAUCCAGUUGUAAGGCAACUCCUGAGAAUAAAUCUAGACUUGAUAGUUGAGUUUCUACCAGAGGAAACCGAUCUCGAAACAUUUGUAAAUGAUAAAUUGUUUAACGUCGAUUGGGAACAAUCAUCUCCAAUGUACGACGAUGAACUGCGCCCAUGUUGGCGAUUAUAUAUCAUUGGGAAAGAUACAGAACAGCAGGUUGUGUGGGGUUUCGAUCAUUCUAUAUUUGACGGAAAUUCAGGUGCAAUUUUCCACGCAAAAUUGGUAGAGGCAUUGAACGUCUGCGUAGAAGAACAUGCUGCAAUUGACGGCAGUUCCGAUGCCGCUGCAGUUGUGUCUCAGCCAGCUACAGCUGAACAUGAAGCGACUACCACCAGUAGCACUGGUAAACCUACUACAUUGGGAACCGCCUCGACGGAGAAGAAACUGGCCUACUGCAGGAGCCGCGGUGCCGAUAAUACCCCCGGUAUCAAGUCUAACUUUAACUUAAUACCUAGAAACCUGUCAGAACCAAUUGAGGAUAAGGUUGACAUGCGCCCAUCGUUUUUUUUUAUGUUCAAAACACUGAUUCAGGAAACAUUUUUUAAGAAGCCAGAACCACAGGAAGAAACUGGGUGGCAACCUCCUAAGCCCUUGCGUCCCUUCAGAUCUCAGACGGUUUUUUUUGACAUUGAUGCCGAUAAGCUGUCACGACUCCUUGCUUACGCCCGUAACCAUAAUACUUCGUUGACAGGGGUUUUGGCUGCUUUACAUAUGAAGUCGCUGUAUGCACAUGUAGCAGCAAACUCCAAUAUCCUCACAGAUCGGGAUUUGAUCUACGCAUGUCCCAUAAAUGCGCGUCGAUAUUUUAUCGAUGAUAAGAUCGAGAGCGCCCGAAGUCUAGGAAAUUAUGUCUUCUCCUACGAUCAUGUUAUUAAAUUAGAUUCGGAUAUUAAAGAUCAGCCAUUGGAAGCAAUUGCUAAAACAUUCAUAUCUGGAUUGGGUCAAAGUCUGAUUAAUAGAUCUCCUGCUUAUACGGCCGGCAUGCUUGGAUACUUAGAUGUACGUAAGUAUUUGUUGAAGCCUCUGAAACAUGGCAGACGUUCUUUUGCGGAGAUCUCAAAUCUCGGCAACGUGUCUGUGUCGGCCUCCAGCAGCAAUGGCACUAGGAUUGGUGGAAGCAAUAGCACCUUCUCGAUCGCCAAGCUUGUUUUUGCACAAGCGUCAUCGUCACUGGGAGCACCGUUUUUGCUCAAUAGCGUUAGUGUACCUAAUGGCCCACUUUCAUUUUCAAUAAGCGUUGCUGGCGACGAUGACAAGUUGACAAGAUCUCAUUGUGCUGAAAUUCGCGAUUAUUUUUUAGGUUAUCUUAGUGAUCUUAUUGAGUAA
This is a messenger RNA of Sugiyamaella lignohabitans, 1428 nucleotides long. Its product is annotated as N-acetyltransferase (predicted). The transcript has a single exon. The coding region runs from base 1 to 1428 and encodes 475 amino acids. Lineage: Eukaryota; Fungi; Ascomycota; Dipodascomycetes; Dipodascales; Trichomonascaceae. Gene Ontology annotation, molecular function: N-acetyltransferase activity. The record is from RefSeq and is a predicted model, not a curated record.